AUGUAUAGAGUCUACGCGUCACCGCAGCGACUUCUUUGCGGAUGUAACUUGACGCUUUUGCGUCGCUUUAAUCUGUCGCUGCUCGCCCCCUUGCGGCUUUUCAUGAUGGUUGUGUACUUUACCGCGCUUGUAUGCGCGGCGGACGGAAGCGAUGCGAUGAUACGCGACGGUUCAUUGGCUCGCGGCUACACAGAUAGCGACUACAGAUUUCUUCGCCGCACAACGGAUGGUUGCCUUGCCGGAAGCUUUAUUUGUCUCUUUUUCAACUGUUGGGGUGUGGUGACGGCUCGUACACUGCGUUCGGGGUUGAUGAACAUUAUACAUAGCUGCUGUCACGCUACCGCAGCUGUGCUAUUGAUCACCGCGUGGCACCAGGGAGCGGGAGCCGAGCAUAUCUGGCACAUCUUCUACAUCUUCGGCAUCAUUCCAACAGGGUUAGAGGUUGCCGCCUUGGUUGAAUCCUACUGCCGCGGCAUGGACAACUUCUUCUAG
This is a messenger RNA of Trypanosoma rangeli, 492 nucleotides long. RefSeq lists its product as uncharacterized. The transcript has a single exon. Lineage: Eukaryota; Euglenozoa; Kinetoplastea; Trypanosomatida; Trypanosomatidae. The record is from RefSeq and is a predicted model, not a curated record. The coding region runs from base 1 to 492 and encodes 163 amino acids.